This is a messenger RNA of Cuscuta epithymum, 2801 nucleotides long. The record is from the annotation of a GenBank genome assembly. NCBI's taxonomy places the organism in Eukaryota, Viridiplantae, Streptophyta, Magnoliopsida, Solanales, Convolvulaceae.
CCCAUAUAAACCCCGGUUUCCUCUCACAAUCAUCUUCAGUUCUGCGCAGCCGUCCGCCACUUUCAUCACUUUUCUCUAUUGUUGGAGUAAGCCGUGAUCUUCGAUCUGAAUUCUACCAAGUUUGUUAGAUAUUUUAUAAAACUCGAAUGCUGAGCAUUGUUUUCCAAACAUAACUCCACCCAAUUAGUGGGAACAAGAGGGGUUUCAAUCAGUGCUAAUACAAAGCUUUGGUAGAUCCGUUGGCCUCUUUAAACAUUCCAGUUUCUUCGGGGUUUACAUAGGUUGCAGCGGUUUUCCAUCAAUGCUUAUAUUGAGAUUGAGAGUAUAUGUCAGGCUUCUUUAACGUCUACUUGUUGUUCUGGAGUUUGGAAAUUGCUCUAACAUUUUUAAAUCAAAGUCUCUUGAACAAAAACAUUUUAUUUAUGGAUAAACAUUGUUUCAGAUAAUUUAAUUUGUGAAAGAUAACAAAUGUACUUUUGAAAUAAUUUAAUACAUACUCCGUAAGUUGAAAUUGUAAAUAAUUUAAUGCAGUGAGUUAUUGAAAUUGGGAGCGAACAAAUGAAUUGUGAAAUUGAACUGACAUUGAAAUGAACUAGGUUUCACCCGUGUGAUGCACGUGAUGAGAUUUUCAAAUUACAAAUGAGCUAUAUCAAUUUUCAUAUUACAAAUGGGUGCACGCUAUAUAGCAUGGAUAUAUGACUGGCACAUCAUAUCUAUCUAUGUAUCACAACAUUCUUGCAUGAGACUGUUUGAAAACCAGACCCGAAUUGGCUAAGUCAACCCGAAAAUCUGUAAAUAUAGAAAUGGGCAAAACAUCAAAAAACGCGGGAUAACAAAUGUGGGAUGUUAGGGGGCUUUCUGAAAUUUGUGGCCUAACGGAAUAUCAAAUUUGAAGGGAAAGAUAGCUAACAUGAAGCACUCCUCCAAUACAUAUGUGAAUCUAUACUAAACUUGUUGACUUGUUGAGAAGUCAAAGUUCCCAACUUUUGUGUGUAAAUCACAAACUUAAUUUGUUAAUCCAAAUAGAACAAUAUAUACUAAAUUACAGAAAGCAUCAUUUAAUGAACAUAAAUGGGGAAAUGAAGAAACUAUGGUUAAAUAAUAUAGUAGUCACAAUGCCUACUAAUGAAAUUUUCCCUUUCAAUUUGACAGAUCAAGAAGCUUUGUUCUUAGCUUCUUCUAUCAGCUUUGUUCUCAGAUUCUGUCAUCAGGGAUAGAGAUUUUAAAACGUUUUGGAACUCAUAACAAUCAUGAAAGUCAUAAUAACAAAAAACAUAUGGUAAAACAGCCACCUCAAAUUUUGGGCCUAAUUCCCCACUGAUGAGAUGAGGUCUAGAGAGGCCACCUAAAGAAGCUUAACUCUAGACCUGCACAAACGCGGGUUCGGGCCGGGCUCGGGCCGGGCUUAUUCUAAAAAAUCUGCCCAUUUGUAGUGGGCGGGCCCGGCCCGGCCCGGUACAACGGGCCUCCUCAUAUGUCAAAGCCCGCCCAAAAGAGCGGGCCGGGCUGCCCGCCGGGCUUUCGGGCCCGGAAAAAUUAUCCUCUUUCUAUUUUUUUUUUAAAUCUUAAACGUUUGUAAAAUACUUUUAUGAAAUACACACACGAUUCUGAAAAAUAAAAACCAUUCAAAUCUAGAACUAACAUCAGUAUUUAAAAAUUUAAUCACAAUGUGCAAACAAUAAAUAAAAGUACAAUCAGAAUGUGCAAUGAGAAUAGUCAAAACAUAAAAGUAUCUUAAAAGACUUGAUAGGUGUUCAAUACAAAACAGUUCAAGUUUUAACUAACACGGGAUACUACUUUAUUGGUCCGAUCUAAUAGCAGUAGUUUGGCUAAGGUUUCAUGUUGGCCUUCCUUAAUGAUAGUAAUUUUGUGUGUAUAUAUAUAAAAUAUAAUUUAUAUAUAUAAUUAUAAUAUAUAUAUAUGUAUACACACAUUUAACGGGCCGGGCCUAUAUUAGAAUCCAAGCCCGCCCAUAAUUUAAACGGGUCCGGGCCGGGCCGGGCCGGUGGGCAAAACUGCGUGUCCAAACCCGCCCAUUUAUACUUAACUCAACGUUCCAUUAUAUGGCCAAUCUAUCAAAGACAAAAUCAUAUCACUUGAGUGGAUGAAAACGGAAAUGAGUACUCAUAACACUAAUGGCAAGUUUGUUUCUCUAAUGCUAUUUAAAAAAGAGGAAAAACGUGGAAGAUUAUUUCAUUAACAUUUUUUCUUCUGUGCAGGGACUUAUUGAGCCGAUUAUUUAUUCUGUUGAGCAUAAAGUUACAAUUGACCAGAAUAGCCAGCUCUUGCAACCGUUGCGUGCAGAGGAGAUAAAAGAAGCUCUAUUUUCUAUGCAUCCAGAUAAAUCACCAGGUCCUGAUGGGAUGAGCCCGGGUUUCUACCAGCAUUUCUGGGAUGUGGUAGGCCCCGAUGUUGUGGCGUGUUGUCAGCGGAUGUUCAAUUCUGGUCUAAUUCCCGAUGGGCUCAAUCAUACUAAUAUUAUCUUAAUUCCCAAGAAGGAUAGGCCUGAGACUAUAGCUGAUUGGAGACCGAUUUCUCUUUGUAAUGUUCUUUUUAAAAUUUUCUCCAAAGUUUUGGCUAAUCGAUUGAAGCCUAUUUUGGGUUAUUUAAUCUCUCACACUCAGAGUGCGUUUGUUCCUGGGCGGUCUAUCGUGGAUAAUAUUAUGAUUGCAUUUGAGGCUCACUAUUAUUUGCAGCGCAAGAGACAGGGUAUUGACGGAUAUGUUGCGUUGAAACUCGAUAUGAGUAAAGCGUAUGAUAAAGUUGAGUGGAAUUUUCUUGAGGCCAUGCUUUUGAGAUUG